Messenger RNA from Elephantulus edwardii (Cape elephant shrew), 1215 nucleotides. It is a transcript of the gene CPVL, whose product is annotated as carboxypeptidase, vitellogenic-like. NCBI's taxonomy places the organism in Eukaryota, Metazoa, Chordata, Mammalia, Macroscelidea, Macroscelididae. Gene Ontology annotation, biological process: proteolysis. The transcript has 11 exons. The record is from RefSeq and is a predicted model, not a curated record. Bases 1 to 1215 code for a protein of 404 amino acids. Gene Ontology annotation, molecular function: serine-type carboxypeptidase activity.
AUGAAUCUGACGAGUUACUCCGGCUACAUCACCGUGGAUAAGAAGUACAACAGCAACCUUUUCUUCUGGUUCUUUCCAGCCCAGGAUGAGCCAAAUCAUGCCCCUGUAGUUCUCUGGCUCCAGGGAGGGCCAGGCAGUUCUUCGUUGUUUGGUCUGUUUGUGGAACAUGGACCUUAUGUUGUCACAAGUAAACUGACCCUGCAUGCCAGAGACUACCCUUGGACCAGAAAAUUUUCUAUGCUUUACAUCGAUAACCCAGUUGGCACAGGCUUCAGCUUUACCGAAGAUGCCCUAGGAUAUGCCGUCAAUGAAGAUGAUGUGGCGAGCAAUCUGUACAGUGCACUGAUUCAGUUUUUCCAGUUGUUUCCUGACUAUAAGAACAAUAGCUUUUAUGCCACUGGAGAGUCUUAUGCAGGGAAAUAUGUGCCCGCCCUCGCACACUAUAUCCAUACCUUUAACCCCACAGCCGACCUGAAGAUCAACUUGAAAGGAAUUGCUAUUGGAGAUCCCUACUCUGAUCCUGAAUCAAUUAUAGGGGGCUAUGCAACAUUUCUGUACCAAGUCGGCUUGUUGGAUGAAGAACAAGAAAAGUACUUCCAGAGCCAGUGUGAUGAGUGUAUAAAGCACAUCAAGGCGGGGAACUGGACGGAGGCCUUUGAAAUAUUGGAUAGAAUGCUAGAUGGCGACUUAAAUGGAUCUUCUUACUUUGAGACUGUAACGGGAUGUACAAAUUAUUAUAACAUUUUACACUGCGUGGAAUCUGAAGACACAGGUUACUAUGAAAAAUUUCUGUCACUCCCAGAAGUCAGAAAAGCAAUCCAUGUAGGAAACAAUACUUUUAACAAUGGAUCUAAUGUUGAAAAAUAUUUGCAAGAAGAUACAAUGAAGUCGAUUAAGCCCUGGUUAAUUGAAAUCAUGAAUAAUUACAAGGUUCUGAUCUAUAAUGGCCAGCUGGACAUAAUUGUGGCCGCUCCCCUGACAGAGCGCUUCUUGAUGACCAUUGACUGGAAAGGAGCCAAGGAGUAUAAGACAGUGCAAAGAAGAAUCUGGAGGGUCUUGAAAGCUGAUGAUGAAGUGGCUGGUUAUGUGCGGCAAGUUGGUGACUUCCAUCAGGUAAUUGUUCGAGGUGGAGGACAUAUUUUGCCCUAUGACCAGCCUCUGAGAUGUUUUGACAUGAUCAAUCGAUUUGUUUUUGAUAAAGGGUGGAUUAUUUAA